Molecule: messenger RNA, 1609 nt
Organism: Schistosoma turkestanicum
Lineage: Eukaryota; Metazoa; Platyhelminthes; Trematoda; Strigeidida; Schistosomatidae
Source: the annotation of a GenBank genome assembly
GCAAUUAGCCAAUAAGAAAAGAGUGAGAUAGACAUGCAUGCGGUCAACCAAUCGCUUUAUUCAUUAUUGUCUGGUUAAAAUAAAAUCGGUGUCUAAAGCAUAUUAUCACACAGCCAAAAUACCGUAAGUGAUGUAUGUUUCAGAGCCUUGUGCUUCCGAUUUUACGGUUGAGCGGUUUAUUGGUCGUGGAUGCUACUCUUUUGUUUAUGAAGUACGGAAAACAACUGGCCCUGAUACAGGUUCAAAAUACGCCUUAAAACGUUUUGUUUUGGAGAAUGACUCGGCAAUUAAAUGUGUUUUGAGAGAAAGACGGAUUUUAGAACGUCUUGCUUUGUGUGAUUUUCAAAGCCCAUUUCUACCAAUGCUUUGUUACAGUAUGUGGAAAAACUAUUCAUCUACAUUUUGUCUUCGGGAAGGUUCAGGCUGUGACCUUUACGACCUCCUAUGUCAUGUUGGUUGUCUGUCAGAGAACAAUACACGUUUCUAUAUCGCAGAAAUCAUAUGCGGCCUGGAACAUUUGCAUUCACUGAGUAUUGUACAUUUGGAUGUAAAACCUGAAAAUAUCCUCUUUUAUCCGGAUGGCCAUGUUUUCGUUUCAGAUUUAGAUCGUUCUUAUGAUAUUUCUCAAAAUACCAAGCCUACACUAGAUGACUUUACCGGGACUCCUUUAUUCAUGGCUCCGGAAGUUGCUCGAGGUGAAGCCAUCGACACGAGAUCUGACAUAUGGAGUUUGGGUGUUCUUGUGGCAGAAAUGGUUACAGGUCCUAUCCGUCGAGAAGCCCAAAAUACCGCUGAAGAAUUUAAACGAGCUCGUAUGGGUACAUAUUCCAUACGAGGUUUGAAGCGCCUAUCAAAACCUCUUCAGUCGUUUUUCAGUGCUUGUUUGCAACGUCAGCAUACACAACGUCCUUACUUAAAAGGCGUAAAAGAACUUCGGUUCCUAAAAUAUGUUGACUGGUGUAAGGCUGGAUCCAGACUUCUUCGUCCUCCAUAUUCGACUUCAGAUCUUCGUCAUCGAUUGACCAAAGAAAAUAGGAUACCAGUAUCUCCCACUGAUGCGAAUCUACUUUCUGGUGCAUUUAGACCUUGGAAACCAGCCAGUGUCUUUCCUUCUGAAACUUCACAGAGUGCGAACACCGGUGAUUCGGAAUCCGAACAUAUUCCGUCCUCCUUAAUAAAAGCAGGAUAUACUAAAGAAAAAUUGGAUUCGCUAUUUAAGUCGUUCAGCUUCAUACAUCCAAGUUUACGGACAUUUACUAGCGACGCUGGCGUUUCAGAGUCAUUAUCGCAACUAACGAUGAGAUUAGAUACAGCAAAAGAAUGUCCAGUUGACAGCAUUCCAGAUACUAAAAAUGCUAAAGGUAUUACUAAUAGUGAUUCUGCGACAGCUGUACCGUUCCGAAGAUCUAGAUCUAGAUGUACGUCUAUUGGGGACUGACUAUUAUACUACUUGAGACCAUACCCAAUACAUAUGCUCGUACACUUAAUCAUAUUAGAUCGCAACCAUACAACUGGAUUUCCAAGCAAAAGACAUGUAACAAUUCUAAGUAGUUUUAAAUGUAUUUUUUACUCUCGAAGUAUGUAUUUGUUAUGCAAUGUUCUUUGGAUC